Messenger RNA from Daucus carota subsp. sativus, 1898 nucleotides. Its product is annotated as scarecrow-like protein 3. Gene Ontology annotation, molecular function: sequence-specific DNA binding; DNA-binding transcription factor activity. NCBI's taxonomy places the organism in Eukaryota, Viridiplantae, Streptophyta, Magnoliopsida, Apiales, Apiaceae. Bases 336 to 1769 code for a protein of 477 amino acids. Gene Ontology annotation, biological process: regulation of DNA-templated transcription. Gene Ontology annotation, cellular component: nucleus. The transcript has 3 exons. The record is from RefSeq and is a predicted model, not a curated record.
GGUGCUGGUAUCUGUUAUUCUGUCAGAGCUUGAGUGGGGUACUAUUUCUCUGUAAUUCCGUUUUCUUCUGAAAGGUGGAAGGACACCAAAACAGUAAAGACAAAAACAGCUCCACACAUUCUUUCUCCUCUCCACAACUUAUUACAACAGCUUGCUUUCAGACUCAGAUUUCAAUCUACUUUAACUCAACUUCCAACUGCUCUUCUCUAAUUUAUUAAACAAACCCCAUAAACAUCUUUAAUCACUUGUUAAAUCAGAGAAUUGUGAAUAUUCUUAGGUAAAUCACAUGGGUUUUUGAGCACUUUCUCUGGCAUUCUUUGAAGCUCUUGUUGAAUAUGAUGUUUCAAGAUGAUGGAUCGUCGUCUGUGACUUCAUCGCCUUUUCAGAAUUCUCCCAUGAUUUCACUCUCUCCUGGCCUUGGAUCACCAUAUCCAUUGCUCAAAGAACUUAAAUCCGAGGAUAGGGGUCUGUAUUUGAUACACUUGUUGCUCACUUGUGCAACUCAUGUAGCCACUGGAAGCCUUGAAAAUGCUAAUUUGUCGCUUGACCAAAUCUCCCACCUUGCUUCGCCUGAUGGAGAUACGAUGCAACGUAUUGCAUCAUAUUUUGCUGAGGCGCUUGCUGAUAGGAUACUUAAAGCGUGGCCUGGUCUUUACAAGGCCCUUCAUUCCACCAAACUGUCAUUGUUUUCAGAAGAUAUUCUUGUGCGGAAGAUAUUUUUUGAGGUCUUUCCAUUCUUGAAGGUGGCUUUUAUUGUCACAAAUCAAGCUAUUAUUGAAGCGAUGGAAGGGGAGAAAAUGGUUCAUAUAAUUGACCUAAAUGCAGCAUAUCCAAUGCAAUGGCAUGCCCUUCUUCAAGAUCUGAGUGCACGACCAGAAGGCCCUCCGCACUUGAGAAUAACCGGGGUUCAUCCACAAAAAGAGGUAUUGGACCAAAUGGCUCAUGUAUUGACCGAGGAAGCUGAGAAGUUAGAUAUACCAUUUCAGUUUAACCCUGUAGUUAGUAAGCUAGACAAUCUUGAUAUUGAACAGCUACGUGUAAAAACCGGAGAGGCAUUAGCAAUUAGUUCAAUUCUCCAAUUACAUUCACUGUUAUGCCCGGUUGAUGAGCCUCAUAAGAGAUCUCCAUUAACUACAAUGAAAUCAAAUGGAGUCAACUUGCUCAGAGCCUCACAAAUCAAGCAGAGCACUUUAGGUGAUUUGCUCCAAAAGGAUAUGGUUAAUGGACAAAGCCCUGGUGCCGACUCAGCAUCCUCCUCACCGCAAUCCUCAGCUCCUGCAGUUCAAAUAGAUGGUUUUCUCAAUGCAUUGUGGGGCUUGUCACCAAAAGUCAUGGUAGUAGCAGAGCAAGACUCUAAUCACAAUGGAUCCAGCCUCAUGGAGAGACUAUCAGAAUCUCUAUACUUUUAUGCAGCAUUAUUCGACUGUUUAGAAUCUACACUUCCAAGGUCAUCAAUGGAAAGACUAAAGCUGGAAAAGUUUCUUUUCGGAGAGGAAGUCAAGAACAUUAUAGCUUGUGAGGGAUCCAGUAGGAAGGAAAGACACGAAAAACUUGAAAAAUGGAUCCAAAGGCUUGAUUUUGCAGGAUUUGGCAGUGUGCCUUUGAGCUAUUAUGGCAUGUUGCAAGCAAGAAGAUUGGUACAAGGUUACAGCUGUGAUGGCUAUCGGAUCAAAGAAGAGAAUGGCUGUGUCGUUAUUUGUUGGCAAGAUAGAGCACUUUACUCAGUUUCUGCUUGGAGGUGUAGAAGAAUGGCCGAGGUUGAUGUCUGAAGAAUACAAAGGAGAUGAAUUGAGCCUGAUAGUUAAUUUUUUCUUCCUAAGUUCACAUAUUGUAAAGUAAUAUAUACCCAGUUUAAGAAUGUGAUUUUUGAAUGUUUAAUGACAUCUUUCAUACAGCGC